AUGGCAGAGGUACGCUUCCGAGUCCGAGGCCCCGACUGGACCGAGACUGUCAGUCUGGCCGAGGACAAGACCUUUGAGGAGCUCGAGCAAUGGAUCACUGCCAAGCGCGACGUCAAGGAUUUCCAACUCAAGUACGGAUUUCCCCCGAAGACCAUCGACUCGACCGCGAAGGGAGUCACCCUGAAGGAGCUCAAGCUCAAGGGCGAGACUCUGACCCUCGUCCCAGCCCAGUCUACUUCAUCCGCAGGGUCGGGAAGCUCUACAGCUACCUCACAGCCUCCGAUCGCGAUGCCCGCUCCUCAGCGAGCAGAGAGCUUCAAACCCAAGCCAGUCGAUGCGGAAGACAGCGAUCUGGAGUGGCCCGAUAGAAAGGGCUAUCUUGUUCUUCGUGUCAUGCCUGACGACAACUCCUGCCUGUUCACCGCAUUCGGUGGCGUCAUACCUCUGGAGGACCCUGCUGCCGUGUUGCGGCAGAAGGUUGCAAACUACAUUCUUGAGCACAAGGACAAAUACAAUAAGGUUGUCUUGGAGGAUGAUCCUGAGAUCUACGCUCGGAGAAUCCAGCAGCCUGAGAAUUGGGGAGGUGCUAUUGAACUCGGUAUCCUGUCAGAUAUCUACAACAUUGAGAUCUGCUCUAUUGACGUCAAGACUCUCCGCGUAGACCGUUUCGGAGAGCGCAAAGGCGAGAGAUGCAUACUCGUGUAUUCGGGUAUUCACUACGAUCGCAUUGCGUACACCUCGGCACUGGAUCUGCCCGUUGAGUAUGAUGUGGUGAAGUGGCCCACCGACGACGAGAAGGUCGUCGAGAAGGCGCGCGAGGUGUGCAAGAAAUUGCAGGAGAAGCACUAUUUCACCGAUGUUCACGAUAUGGUGACCCAGUGCAAGGUUCCUGGCUGUGGCUGGAUUGGUCAAGGACAGAAGUCUAUCUUGGAUCAUACGAAGACGACAGGUCAUUCUUCGUUUGGCGAGCUGUUGCUCGACGGAUAG
Phaeoacremonium minimum UCRPA7 is the source of this 987-nucleotide messenger RNA. Its product is annotated as putative otu-like cysteine protease protein. Gene Ontology annotation, biological process: endoplasmic reticulum unfolded protein response; protein deubiquitination. Bases 1 to 987 code for a protein of 328 amino acids. Gene Ontology annotation, cellular component: nucleus; cytosol. Gene Ontology annotation, molecular function: cysteine-type deubiquitinase activity. The record is from RefSeq and is a predicted model, not a curated record. The transcript is spliced from 3 exons. Lineage: Eukaryota; Fungi; Ascomycota; Sordariomycetes; Togniniales; Togniniaceae.